AUGCCGCUCGAAGUGAUCCCCGACUCGCAGGUCGCCGCCACCUUGCAAGGGUUUAUGGUGCCCAAGCUGGCCGAGAUGGGCCUUGCCUCCGAGUCCGAGGCCACUGGCUUGGCCGAGUUUGUCAUCCUGGCCCUUGCCAAUCAGAGAUCCGAAUCCGAAAUCACCAGAGACAUUGCCGUCGACCUCUUCUCCCUGCCGGCGGACGACCCGACCAUUGCCAGCUUCUCCAAGUGGCUGUUUGAACAGAUGGCCGCUCUCGAGACCCAGAUGAAUGGCGGCGCGGCGCCUGGCGCUGAACAAGCCUCAUUUGGCGAUAUGGACACAGAUAUGAAUGCCCAGGAUGGCUCAGAACUCAAUGCACCUACCGGCCCUCGAUCGAUGCGAAACGGCAACGGAAUGCGAGGCGGACGAGAUAAGCGCAUGCUUGGCCAGAUUGGAAAGGCUAUGGAUCGCUCUGCCGACUCUGCCCUUCACCGUACGCGCGGCAACAACCGCAUCAACUCCCACGGCAACGGAAUGCGCGGUGGUGCUCGUGGCGGCCGCAACAACGGCAUCCGCGCAGGCAACUUGCAGGCUGGUCUCGCUGCUGGCCCUAACAAUGGCCAGUGGAUGAUGUCUGGCCAGCCACCCAACCAGAUGGAGCUCAUGGCCAUGCUUGAGCAGCAGAACCAGAUGAUGUUCCAAUUAUCACAACAGCUCAUGAGCGGCGGUGGUGGCGGCGGCCGAGGACGCGGCAAGUCGCUCUUUGAACGCACACAAAACGGACGCGUAGGCCGUGGACGCGGCGGACACCACAACCAGAAUGGCCACGGCGAUCACCAGCAACAGCAAGAAGGUGGCGGCGACAAGGCCGACGGCGAAGACAUGGAAAUGGGCGGCGGCGGCAACCCUCCCAACCCUGACGAGAGCGUGUGCAAGUACAACUUGCGCUGCACCAACAGCGAAUGCAAGUUUGGCCACCAAUCUCCGGCUGCGCCCCCCGGCACCACAGUCGAUCUUAAGGAUAUCUGCAGCUUUGCCGCGGCAUGCAAGAACCGCAAAUGUGUCGGCCGCCAUCCCUCCCCUGCUACAAGGCUUGCUCACCAGGGCGAGCAGGACUGCAAGUUCUUCCCCAACUGCCAGAACCGGCGCUGCCCGUUCCGUCACCCGUCGAUGCCUCUGUGCCGCAACGGCGCCGACUGCACAACGGCCGACUGCAAGUUUACGCACGUCAAGACCAAGUGCAAGUUUACACCCUGCUUGAACCCCAAGUGUGCCUUUGCGCACGAAGAGGGCCAGCAAGGCGGCUUCAAGGAUAAGGUCUGGACCGCCGAGGGUGGCGAGCACGUCAGCGAGCGCAAGUUUGUCGAAGACGGCCAGGGCGAAGAGAUUGUCAAACCCGAUGCCGAGAUGCAACCCGAGCAAAUGCAGUCUGAGCAGCACGAUGUUGCCCUCGACGAGGCUAUUGCGUGA
This is a messenger RNA of [Torrubiella] hemipterigena, 1452 nucleotides long. The record is from the annotation of a GenBank genome assembly. NCBI's taxonomy places the organism in Eukaryota, Fungi, Ascomycota, Sordariomycetes, Hypocreales, Clavicipitaceae.